GCCGCCGCCUUCGGCCGCCGACUCGGACAUGGAGGGCCGCAACAUCGUGCCGAUGACCGGCGACAAGCCGUCCGGCCUCGACAUCGACGACUUCCUGCCGAACAAGUUCGGUCGGCUGGGCUUCGGCGGCAGCCAAUACUACUCGGCGCAGUCGGCCGUGUCCGAGGCCGAGGCGUUCAGCAGCAUCGUCAAAGGCCACGAUUCGAUGAUGUCUGUGCUGACAAACCGGCACCGCCAGCUGGAGAUCACGCACUCGCUCUGGUGCAGCAAGGACGCCAAGACGGCCAUGGAGCACGUGGUGGCGCGGCACGACCUGGCCGUCAGCGUCGACCUGCUCAGUCAACUCAACCUACGGCCGUCGAUCUGGAAUCUCGACAUAUGUCAGGUGCUGUUGCCCUCGAUACAGGAGCUACUACAGUCCAAAUACGAGAUGUAUAUGACUGUGGGCUGCAACUCGCUCAAACUCAUCCUGAAAAACUUCGCCCACAUGAUCAAAACCAAUAUCCAGAGCCCCGUGUACACGCACGGUGUGGACAUCUCCCGCGAAGAGAGGUACAACAAAUGCAAGGGUUGCAACGAUCAGCUGCUGUCGAUACGCGCGUUCCUGCUGAAGCGGCAGACGCUGCAGGGCAAGAUCGGCCAGACGUUUCGUGAGCUGCACAUAUUGAUGCAGGCGCUGGACUGAGCGCGCUCGGCACGCUCGCCGCCACCUGUGAUUGCAAUAGCCGUGGCCGGGGCCGCGCCAAAUUCCCGUGCCUUGGGGCCGCGCGCGGCCGCGGGCGCCGGCCGGCCCGGCACGGCGCGCUUAGUCUAGUCGACGGAGAGGGAGCGAGCGGGAGCGAGGGGGCAGCUGAGACGGGGCCGGCGGACAGAGAUCGAGAGCGCGCUAGAUCCGGAGCGCUGUACAUACGGACCGGGUCAGACGAUCUCAGUUCCUGUUGUGUGCGAUCAUGUGCAAGUAAUCGGAGCUGCCUUCCCCGCUGCCGCGGAUGCAUAAUGUCAUUUUUACGUGCCAAUUAUUUCUGUUGGUCGGUAGGUGUGAGUGUGUGUGGGAUUCGGUUCUCGUGAUAUUGUUUCGUUUGUCUCGCGCGGCGCGUCCGCAUGAC
Pollicipes pollicipes is the source of this 1106-nucleotide messenger RNA. RefSeq names its product katanin p80 WD40 repeat-containing subunit B1-like. The transcript is spliced from 4 exons. Gene Ontology annotation, molecular function: microtubule binding. Bases 29 to 685 code for a protein of 218 amino acids. Gene Ontology annotation, biological process: microtubule depolymerization. Gene Ontology annotation, cellular component: katanin complex. Lineage: Eukaryota; Metazoa; Arthropoda; Thecostraca; Pollicipedomorpha; Pollicipedidae. The record is from RefSeq and is a predicted model, not a curated record.